Messenger RNA from Puntigrus tetrazona (Sumatra barb), 1074 nucleotides. RefSeq names its product extracellular matrix organizing protein FRAS1-like. The transcript is spliced from 10 exons. The coding region runs from base 1 to 1074 and encodes 357 amino acids. Gene Ontology annotation, molecular function: protein binding. Lineage: Eukaryota; Metazoa; Chordata; Actinopteri; Cypriniformes; Cyprinidae. The record is from RefSeq and is a predicted model, not a curated record.
AUGGAGCCUCUUGCUCUUGGGAAGGCCACAGUACAGAGACGAGUGGAAUGGACAGCCAGCCCCUGUACAAAGUGUCGAUGCAAAAACGGUCACACUGAAUGCCUGGUUGCAGAGUGUCAGCCUGUUAUGUGUAAAGCGAACGAGAACCUGGUGGUCCAUCCCGGGCAGUGCUGUCCUCAAUGCGAGCCGAAUCCCUGCAUGGAGGCUGGGAAUGAGUACAAGCACGGAGAGCAGUGGCAGAGGGGCAGCUGUAACACCUGUGUGUGCGAUCACGGUCAUUCUCGCUGUCAGACAGAGAAGUGUCCUCCUCUCCACUGUGAUAAGGGUCAGACGAAGGUCAAGCGAGCCGGGCAGUGCUGUGAAGAUUGUGUCUCAUCCAAAGGCAGCUGCCUCUAUGAGGGCAUUGUCCGUUACCAUGGUGAUAUGUGGAACGGCACGGGUUGUGAGUUCUGCAUGUGUGAACGGGGUCAGGUGCUGUGCCAACGGGUCGAGUGCGCCAGAUCGGAGUGCCCACGGGGAGAAGUGGUCCAUUUGCCUGGGAAAUGCUGCGCAGAGUGUAGGACAACAACCAGUUCCUGUACAUAUUUACAGCCAGACCAGAAGGGGCAGAAAGCCAACAUCAAGAACUUUAGACGCCUUAGUAAUCUGGAGAGUGUCAGAGAAGGGCUGUGUCGUGAGUGCCAGUGUCAAGAGGGUCGUGUGAUCUGUUACCAGCAUUCCUGUCCCACCUGUCCAUUGGGCACCCUAACGAUACCUCACCCUGGACAGUGCUGUCCCGACUGCAAUCCAGCAGUGCAGUGUCACAGGGACUGUUUGACAUGCUCUGGUACACCAGAUCACUGUGACAGCUGUCAUGACCCUUCUGCCCUGUUGAUGAAUGGACACUGUCUGCAGUCAUGUCCUGAAGGAUUUUUCACUCAGGGCAAAGUUUGCGCAGGCUGCCAGCCAUCAUGUGCCACCUGUGAGAAUGACUUUGAAUGCACAGCAUGUGGUGGGUCCUUUCUCCUCAGCGGCAGGCAGUGUGUGACCACCUGUGAGAGGUCUGUUCCAGGACCACACACGCUGCCUCAGUAA